UUAGCUAAGGCUCGGUGCGCGGUUCACUACGGGCCAUUGUGUGCGGCUGCUGUUUUGUCUGCUGGUAGCGUGGUGUGCGUUCGUGCGUCUUGGCCAGCGCAUUGUUGGCGCACAGAAAGAAAUACGUGUGUUUUUGUAUUGUUUCGAUAUCAAGCGUUUCUACUUUCUCUACAAUAAUUUUGAUACGACUGCGGCAUUAUGUCUGUGAACAUGAUCGAGUCGGGAUUCUCGAGUGAGGAGGUGCUCAAUGUCCGUUUUCCUCUUCACCGGGCGUGCAGAGACGGGGACGUCGUCGCCUUGUGCUCCUUGCUCCAGCGCACCACGAACCAGGCGGACCUCGACACUGAGGACUCUUUCUACGGCUGGACUCCAAUUCACUGGGCGGCUCAUUUCGGGAAGCUGGAGUGUGUGAUGCGUCUGGUGCAGGUGGGCAGUGGCGUGAAUGCCGUGACAACGAGGUUUGCCCAGACUCCCACCCACAUCGCUGCCUUUGGAGGUCACCCUGAGUGCCUGCUGUGGCUGCUGCAAGCCGGGGCCGACGUCAACAGACAGGACUAUGUCGGUGAGACUCCUAUCCACAAGGCAGCCCGGGCUGGCAGCAUUGAGUGCAUAAAAGUCCUCCUGAUGCAAGGAGCCAGAGCUGACCUGAGAAACGCCAGUGGGCUCACCGCAGCUGACCUGGCCCAUACCCAGGGCUUCCAGGAGUGUGCCCAACUCCUCUCUAACGUGCAGAACCAGCUCAAUGAAUUCUGCCCCAAUGGGGCCCCAAAUGGGCACCACCCACAAACCCGAGCGCCAAGCCUCUUCAAUGGGGCACCAAACAGAAAGAGGUCACUUGAGUGCAUGGAGUCCGGUCACAUCAAGAAGGCCAGAUCGGAUGGCCCGGACUCGCCCAUGAAGAUUUUUGGAAGCGUGGGAGAGGAGCUGGAGAGCAUGCACAUGGAGUCGUCCGCAGCAUUCAGUUCAGGUGACCUAUUAGUUUUAGGCCUGAGGAACGGUCACAUGCCUGAGAAGACUUUGGUGACCAAUGGAUUUUCCGCUAACGGAUCGUGCCCCCAACCACACCUCAAUGGAGAGCAGGCCUUGCUGGCCAAUGGCUUCUCAGGUUCAUGGGGGGUGAUGGCUUCCCACACUGCUGAAAACGGGUCCCCUACACGGUUUCCCGAGCAAGGGUUAGGAGCUGGGGUCAGCAGCACCCCGGCAGACAUGUGUGGUUCCCUGCACCUUGGCGACAGCCCCAGUGGCUGUGUUUCCCAGAGACCCCUGGAGCACACCGACCCGAGAGACAGCCUGCACUAUGGACACUACCACGGCUUUGGGGACACGGCCGAGAACAUCGAGGAAGUCAGCAGCCAGGUGGAACACGUUACGUCGAUCAAGGCCGAGCAGCGGUACAAACACACCGUGCUGAGCACCAUGCACCUCUACCACGGCUCAUAAAGCGUUGUGCGUCCACAAGGCAGUCCGUCCGUGAUGCUGGUGGCCAGCACCCACCAGUCAGGCACCAAAUGGUUACCACUUCUUGUGGGAAAUGUCCUGGUUUUCUGUUUUUUUUUUUUCUUUCCCAAUAACUGUCAGUGCGCUUAGCACAUGUGUUAAAAUAAAAAAAGUAAAAAAACGAAGGUAUACUAAAGGGAAAAUUGUUUGCAUUUACAUAAGAUACUAAUAGUCGUACAAUGAGUUUUUCUGCGUAGAGCUUUGUUCCUGUGUGCUGAUUUUUGAAGUGCUGAAAGUGUAGAGAACUGAAAACAUGAAAAGGGUGAAUCUGCUUUGGAUAAUUGUUUUAACUUUAACGGAAGUGACUGAUGACCUUUUUUUUUUUUUAGUUUGAAAGUGAUAACUUGUGUAUCCGUAUGGAUGUGUAGUGUAUUUGUGCCAAUGCUGAACUGACUGAACGUGGCACCAGCAUUUCUGGUAGGUAUAAAUGAAUCAGUACUGACUUCCUUUUUUAUACUUGUUCAGUUAGCAUUCUAACCAUUUGAAACAGACUAUGAUGAUGCCUGGUUAAUUUUGUUUUGCUAUAAUUCUGUAUUUACCUGAUCACAAUAAAUAUGAUGGUCAAGGAA
This is a messenger RNA of Scleropages formosus (Asian bonytongue), 2066 nucleotides long. It is a transcript of the gene ankrd10a, whose product is annotated as ankyrin repeat domain 10a. The transcript is spliced from 6 exons. NCBI's taxonomy places the organism in Eukaryota, Metazoa, Chordata, Actinopteri, Osteoglossiformes, Osteoglossidae. Gene Ontology annotation, molecular function: protein binding. Gene Ontology annotation, cellular component: nucleus. Bases 199 to 1440 code for a protein of 413 amino acids. The record is from RefSeq and is a predicted model, not a curated record.